AUGGAUGGAACACAAGGUGGUUCGAAUGCACCAGCGCCUUUCCUUGCAAAGACUUAUGAAAUGAUGGAAGAUCCUAUGACAGACUCUAUUGUCUCUUGGAGUCAUGAUGGACGGAGCUUCGUUGUCUGGAAUCCGCCCGAGUUUGCUCGUUUUCUGCUUCCAACUUACUUCAAGCACAACAACUUCUCCAGCUUUGUUAGACAACUCAAUACAUAUGGUUUUAAAAAGGUGGAUCCUGAUCAAUGGGAGUUUGCAAAUGAGGACUUUACCAGAGGUCAGAGACAUCUUCUACCAAAAAUUCAUCGUCGCAAGCCGAUUCAUAGCCAUUCUAUGCAGUCUCAGGGGAAUCCUUCCAAUCAGUUGACUGACAUAGAAAGACAAGAUUUUGAGGAUGAAAUAGAGAGGCUAAAUCGUGAUAAGAGUAUGCUUCAAUCAGAGUUAGACAGCCAUAGACAGGAGAGGCAAGCAUUUGAUAUUCAGGUAAGAUCACUAGCGCAGCAUUUGAAGAACAUGGAGCAGCGACAGAGACAAGCAGUCAACUUUUCCGCUCAAUUACUGCAGAAAUCCACUGGUGCACAUCACUUUGGAUUUGGUAGUAAGAAGAGAAAAUUGGCAGCAUACCCGUACUUAUAUGAUGAACCUAAUAUAGGACGGAACCAAAUCUCAACUUUCCAUGACAACAGUAAUGCAAUGUCAAUUUCUGUUGUAAGUUCAGAGCUAAUACCGAAUUUGGAUUCAUCCUUACGGGUUUUGGAGAGGUUUCUCCACGACAUUGGUUCAGCUUUGAGUGACGAAGUUACUGAUUAUGAUGUACAACUGAAAACUUUACCAGUGGAUACAACAGAAAUGAGUGCAUCAUCAUCUGAUACUGAUGUCAAUGGCUCGCCUAACUUACCUGUGUCAUCCCCUUCUCAACUUAAGGAUAUUUAUUCAUUUCCCGAGUUGGCUGCUUCUAUGGAUCAUGCAGACAAUCCUGCACUAUCAUCAAUCUAUCUAAAUGUAGAUUAUAGGCCAUCAGGAAUUGAUGCAAAUGCGAGUCUUGCUGCUUUUCCCAGUAUAAAUGCUUUGAAUGAGAUGCAGGAAGGGACUAGAACUAAAGCUCAACCAACUGUGGUUAAUGAUACAUUCUGGGAACAAUUUUUCCUCGAGACUCCGAGGACUGCUUGUGCUCAAGAAGUCCAAUCAGAAAGAAAGGAGGCAGAUGGAGCAAACGGUGAACUUAUGGUAGAAGGUCAACAUACAUGGUGGAGUGUGAAUACUGUAAAUAACCUCACUAAACAGAUGGGGCAUCUCUCUCCGGCAGGAAGAUCUUAGCGUAGAUUAUUAUUUUUCCGGUAAUAUAUAUCUCCGCCUAAAGGAUAUAAUUCAAAGGCAUUUUUUUCCCGGC
Molecule: messenger RNA, 1387 nt
Organism: Daucus carota subsp. sativus
Lineage: Eukaryota; Viridiplantae; Streptophyta; Magnoliopsida; Apiales; Apiaceae
Product: heat stress transcription factor A-4a-like
Exons: 2
Coding region: 1-1314 (437 amino acids)
Biological process (GO): cellular response to heat; regulation of transcription by RNA polymerase II
Cellular component (GO): nucleus
Molecular function (GO): DNA-binding transcription factor activity; RNA polymerase II cis-regulatory region sequence-specific DNA binding
Source: RefSeq, a predicted model, not a curated record